This is a messenger RNA of Paralichthys olivaceus (Japanese flounder), 3176 nucleotides long. RefSeq names its product DNA damage-induced apoptosis suppressor (gene ddias). NCBI's taxonomy places the organism in Eukaryota, Metazoa, Chordata, Actinopteri, Pleuronectiformes, Paralichthyidae. Gene Ontology annotation, cellular component: nucleus; cytoplasm. Gene Ontology annotation, biological process: negative regulation of intrinsic apoptotic signaling pathway in response to DNA damage. The record is from RefSeq and is a predicted model, not a curated record.
CGACAACCGCCAGCAAAUCAAAAGUAGAGAAGUACUUCGAUAACACUGGUGAUGAAUGAGUGACCACAGAGACCCUCCAGCUGCCGCAGCAGCUGCUUCAGACUAACUUUUUAACAUUACACAUUUGGUUCCGUCUUCGUUUACUUCUAUCGUCAUCAAUACUCGCCGCUACUGACGCUGCUGCUGUGACAGACAACACACAACAGCCGUUCGUUUCGUAAGACGCCUCAGUUAGCUCGAGGUUAGCAUGCUAGCUGCAGCCAGGGUGAAGUCAGUGAAUGUCGGUGAGACGGGCUCUGGUGAGCUGUGUUGUGCUGUCUGUACAAGAUGCCUGUGUGUUUUAUCCCUGCUGUGAAGGCUGCUUCUCCAGGGUCGAUGUCGAUCAGCGCGACACGACGAGAUGCAGAUGUUCCAGAUGUGGUUACAGCUGUCUCAGGGAACAGGUUGAUUACAGAUAUCGUCUCUCUCUGACGGUGACCCGGGAGAGUUGCAUAUUUGGAGUAACAGUAUUUGGAACCUGCUUGAACCCAUUCUUUGGCAUCCCUGCGAGUGGAUUACAGAGGUUGGUGGAGAAUGUAGAUGGACAAGUUGGAGCAUCAACCAGAGCCUCACUGUUGGCGAAAGCUGUCAAGGACUGUUUCAUUGGCAGACAUUUCAUCUUUGGUAUAAAGGUCACUGGAACAGAGAGUGGACUUUGUUUUGGGGGGCCCGGACUCAGUAAAGAUGGAGACAGAAUCCAGUUUAUCGCCAGUCAGAUGAUUCUCCCCAAAGCUGCAGGCCUGGGUGGCUGCACAGUGGUCAGCUACUAUCGAACCCUUCUUCAGAAAGCUGCAGAAAAUGAGCUGGGGUCCAAAACCUCCAGACCCCUUGAAACAACCCGGCUGCUGAUUCGUCAUCUUUCUCCAUUCAGCAGCUUUAAUAACUCCAUACUUUCUACCCCAGGGCUUCUUUCCCUCUCCCUGCAAAGGUCGCAGCACCAAGACAGCACCCUUUCUCCGACUCCUCCAUGGCAACAAUCACUGGGACUAGUUACUUCCUCAGCAGAGCAGGAGGAAGGCUUCGGUACCCAGGAUUAUAGAGGAAAUGAAAACAGCUGCCAGGAAACCAAGCAUCAUUUACAGAGAGUGUGUCUGGAUAAGCACAAAGUCACAGAGGAGAGAGCUCUGUCACCUCUUAUUUCUUCAGAGUACAGAUCUGAUUUUACUCAAUCAUUUGCCAAUUGCCCAAACAGGUCUUUUGAGAAAGCUGUUGAAACCACCCCCCUCAUAAACUCUUGGUUCAGUACCUCCCCGCCUGGCCACACAAGGGAUUUACCACUCAGCUGUAAAACGAAGGGGUUUUCUACAAGACAACUCCCCAAAACAUUUUCGUCAAGCUCCGUGGGGUGGGAGGAUUUGCCUUUCUCUGAGAGUCUCACAGAUUUUUUGUGCGAGGAACACAAAGAUUUUGACAUUGUGAGUGGAACUGAGCCACAUCUAAAUGUGCAAAAUCAGAGCGAAACAGUAAGAAACAACCUGGAAAUAAGAUCUCAAGACAAGAACUUGUCAAUUGAAUCAACAUCUGUUUGUCAAAGUAGCACACAGAUAGCAGAGAGCCACUCAUGGAUGUUACACGAUAUCACUAAUACGACAAACAACGUUGGUGACCGACAUGAUUUGUCUGACCUGGUGUGCAAGGACUAUACUGACGUUGUAAACAAGGGUCAAGCUAGAAGCAUUUGUUUCCAUCGGUGUAAUGAGGAAGGUGAGGUGUCCUUUGAAAACCAAGAAGAACAGCUCGAAGGAGAAGCCUACGAUUGUUCAGUAGACCUAUUCGGUUGCUCUCUAAUGAUGGACACAAACAUAAAGUCGCCCAACACACAUUCAGAAAGUGUCAGGAGGACCACAGAACCUUGCGCUCUGCUUUUGAAGCAGCACCUUAGGAGCGACAUUAAUGUCACACAUACAACACCAGACAAACAGAAACUGAGAAGUAUGAAGAGCAGAAACAGAGACAGUUUCGUUCCACAAGGCACACAAGAUCCCGACUUCAUCCCCCCCGCUCAGUCCACCCCAAUUGUAAAAGUAGAUGUGUCAGCUUCACCUCUCUCCUCAUCCUUCUCAUCGACAUUAGGUGAAUUCAGUGCACAACCAUACAGUCAAUUUACACCAAAAAGGAGAUUCUGGAAACCAAACAAGCCUAAAAAACUGCUGCAGGCUCAGCAGCCCCUUAGGGUCCAGAGCGGGCGUCUCCGCCUGCAGACACCAGAAAGGAUUAACCGCAAACGUGACUCUAGUGUUUGUGAUGUGACUGAGGACAGUGAAGUAUUUGUUCCUCCAACCCCUGCUGCUAAAGGACGACUGAGUGUGAAGCUCAGAAGAAGAAAAAGACAGACUGGUAACAGCAGCAAUACUUUGGUUUCUACUUGGAAAGCGCAGCAGGGAGAUGGAGUCGAUGAUAAAAGAAAUCUGUUGGAACAUCAUCUGUCAUCACUCACAUCAUCUCAGAAAGAACUGGCACAAACAGGAAACUGUGGUGGUGGUGGUGAGGCGGGUGAUGUACGGAGUCUGGAUGGUUCUAAUGGUUUCCUCCCAGAUGAUGAGAACCAGGCAUGUGAUUGGUCUAGAGAUCUAUUCUCUGACUCAGCCUGAGAGAUAUCCAUGCAAAUGACUUGAUUCAAUGAUCCAAAGGGAUUUCUAUGCGUUUCAUGCCAGCAACCAAAGUGAUUAUUAAUCUACUGUUGUAUUGAAAAGAGUAGUUUUAAUUUAACCUCUCUUACUGUUGCUAAUCCUCCAGAGGGAUCUGAGAAUAGAGCACACACAUUUAACACUGAAGACCGGCUAUUUCCUCUGUAUCUCUGACCAUAUUCAGACACUCGGGACGGGAACUCAAACCUUUAAUUAGGUUCCAGUUUUAAAUGAUUGAAGACUGUUGUAUUGAUAAGCUCCAAAGUUAUUUGUUCUCCUCUCUGUAUUCGAAAAAUCCUGACAAUAUAUUUAUAAUUGCUACAGAAGCAGUAUCUUGCACAUUUUAUCUCACUAACUACUGACCAAGAUAUUUGUCUACAUUUUCACACACAAACACGCUCAAAUACACUAAUACCAGGACACAAAAUUGAGACCCAUCAAAGUCACAAAUGUUUUGUCAGACAAAGUAGAAGUUAAAAUAAAAAAAGAAAUGACGAGGUCAUGUAAGAC